Messenger RNA from Lodderomyces orthopsilosis Co 90-125, 903 nucleotides. RefSeq names its product putative hydrolase (gene NIT3). The transcript has a single exon. Gene Ontology annotation, biological process: L-glutamine metabolic process; oxaloacetate metabolic process. Lineage: Eukaryota; Fungi; Ascomycota; Pichiomycetes; Serinales; Debaryomycetaceae. Gene Ontology annotation, cellular component: mitochondrion. Gene Ontology annotation, molecular function: omega-amidase activity. The record is from RefSeq and is a predicted model, not a curated record. Bases 1 to 903 code for a protein of 300 amino acids.
AUGACUCCCCCAGUAUUGAAAUCACCAUUAUCCAAGUCCCUUAGAGUUGCAUUAUUGCAAUUGAAGGCAGGUGCCGACAAAUCAGCCAACUUGGCCAAAGUUACCAAAUACAUUGAAGAAGCCGCUGCCAAAACACCCAAAGUGGAUCUUGUCAUGUUGCCCGAGUGUUUCAAUUCCCCCUAUGCUGUUGAUCAGUUUAGAAACUAUGCUGAAAAUAUUCCCGAGGGAGAAACGACUAAAUUGUUAUCGUCAUUGGCCAAGAAACAUGGGAUAUUCAUCGUUGGAGGAUCGAUUCCUGAAUUAUCGUCGGAUAAGAUUUACAACACGUCAUUGACAUUCUCACCUCAAGGUGAAAUCAUUGCCAAGCAUCGUAAAGCUCAUUUAUUUGAUAUUAAUAUUCCUGAUGGAAUCACGUUUCAAGAAUCGUUGACGUUAACUGGUGGUGAUAAAGCCACAGUUUUCAAAUUGGGUGAUUAUGGAAUUGUAGGUCUUGGAAUUUGUUAUGAUAUUAGGUUCCCGGAAUUGGCCUCAAUUGCUUCACGUAGUCCUUAUAAUGCAUUUGCCAUGUUUUAUCCCGGUGCAUUCAAUACUACUACGGGACCGUUGCACUGGCAUUUGUUGGCUCGUGCCAGAGCUGUUGAUAAUGAACUAUAUACUGUCUUGUGUUCACCGGCUAGAGAUGUUGCAGGUGGUGGAUACCAAGCUUAUGGACAUUCAUUAGUUGCGGAUCCAUCUGGUAAUAUUAUAGCUGAAGCUGGUGAAGGUGAGGAGAUUUUGUAUGCCGAGUUAGAUAAGGACGUGUUGACCAAGGCAAGAGAAAAUAUUCCAGUUCAUUACCAAAGACGUUUUGAUAUAUAUGGAGAUUUCGUUAAUGACGAAUCCACCAAAGUCAGUGACAAAUAG